Messenger RNA from Spirometra erinaceieuropaei, 732 nucleotides. NCBI's taxonomy places the organism in Eukaryota, Metazoa, Platyhelminthes, Cestoda, Diphyllobothriidea, Diphyllobothriidae. The record is from the annotation of a GenBank genome assembly.
AUGACGACGGAAGCCGCAUUAGCUUUUAGGCAGAAGGCCCUGUUCGAGAUGGUUAUUGAGACGGUUGAGGAGGAUUCGUGCGAAGAUCUUCCCGGCGAUGUUCAGCAAGGAGAUGCCACGGUGAUUGUCGCAGACUUGGUGGUUCCCUUUUCGCUUGUAGAGAUGCACGAUGGUUGCGUCUUUGAAAUCUUGCGGGACUUCGCCUUGGCGCCACAUCUCCUGGAAGAGCGCAGUCAGGUGAUCCAUCAGUUGGGGACCUCCGUGCUUGUAGACCUCAGCAGGGAUUGCGUCCGAUCCGGGUGCUUUCCCGCUGGAGAGCUGCUGCACGUCCCUGAUGGUUUCCUGGAGAGAUGGCGGGAGGUCGAGGUCCACGUUGGUCUGCACUUGCGGCAAACGGGCGAUGGCGGCGUCGGAGAUGGCGGAGGGGUGGCUGAGGACGCCUCGGAAAUGCUCGGCCUAUCUCUGUAGGAUUUGCGUCUUCUCAGUCAGGAGAGUGUUGUCGUCGGCGCUGAGGAGAGGAGCAGUGUCCUUCGUUGGCGGACUGUAGACAGCUUUGAUCGCGGAGAAGAAUUUCUUCCAUUCGUUGCAGUCCGCGUAGACCUGAAUCUCCUCAGCUUUGCGAGCAGUCAAGGCGUCCUGCAUCUCGCGCAGUCGUUGCUGAAGGUGGCGGCGACUGCGGUAAAAAGCAGCUUUGUUGUCCUCGGUGGGGUGACCUACGUAGGCUUUGUGUAG